AGAGAGCGCAGCUUUUUACAAAUUGUGAGACGUGCUGUGGAUCUGAGUUCUGAGACUCGGCGUACGGCAGGGCCGGUACCGAUGCUGGAGCCAGUUGGUGCCCACAGGAGAGGCGGUUGGAUUAGAUAUUUUGCAGGUUGAUUUGAGCCUUCAUGUAAAAAGUACAUGAGGUGUCACUGUCUACAGGUUGGAAAUGCAAUCCUACAAUGAAGCUACACUGGGUAUUGACUGGACGUCCUGUGUUCUUCAGAAAAACACCAGGAUGAAAGGAAAGGAAAAUGGUUUAAACGCCCCAACAUGUCUACAGCCGGGUAUACAAAAACCAACAGCGGAGAAGCUUGUGCCGCAGGACCCUUUGAAAAGCAGACUGCCACUUCUCUCAAAAUCCAAGAACCCACCAGAUUUCCAAAAGCUGCAUCAGUCCUGGCAGGACCAGUUUCAGAAGGGUAAAGCGGUGAAAAAAAAAUCUUGCACUCGUCCCCAGCCUUUCAACUUUUCUCAGAGGAGAGAUCGGUCUCAAGUAACUACAGAUAUAGGACACUCUGGGAAUCCUCCAGAAAGUUACAGAAGAAGGGAUCCAUUAGCGGAGGUCACUGUUACUCAGAAAAAUCAAGAGUCCAAGGAUGCUGACGGCAAAGGUGGCUCUGAGGAGUUUAAAGCCGAUCCAGCAGCCUUGGACAGUAUUCUGUCUAAUGUUGGGGUACCAGUUGCUACUGGUAAAGUAAGCUUGGCUCAGAGGGUGCCCAUGAGAGUGUCAUCAAUUGCUCAAUCAACCAAUAGCUGCAAAAACAUGAUGGUUAGAAGUUCAAUGUAUGCUGUACUAAGAAGCCAGUCGGCAUCCUCCAAUUUAGACAGGAUGUCUUGUUUCUCCAAGAUGCAGACUAAAGCGACUGAUCAAAAACCAGUGUUUAAUCAAAAUCCGCUUUUGAAGAGCUGUGUCCCUGACAGUUGCUUGGAGGGAUUUGUAGCUUCCAACCUGGGUGAUAAGCUCCAGUCACAGGAGAAUCCAGUAUUACAGCAGAUGAAUCAAGCUUCCCACACACAAGUCUCCAGUGUGACUUCACUACCUCUCAAGAGUCAGGAGGUCACCACUGUGAAGUCCACUUCAGUGCCUCCAGUCACUGAAGAUGCAGAAGGCUCUGUAUUGCCAGAGGAGAAGUGUGAAAAGAAUACAUCAGAAGUGGAAUCUUCUGCAGGGAAAAGAGAUCCCAUGAAAAAUGCAGGAACUUCUGUAGAAUUUGUUGCAGAUCCACAGGCAUUAUCCAGCAUACUGUCUCACACGGGAGUGACCAUUGGGAAUUGUAGCAAACUGAGCUUGGCACGGAGGGUCCCUGUACAGGCUAAAAAUGUUUCGUCAAAAAGUGGCAUGACCUCCUCGGGUCCUGUCGCAAUGCAGGCUACUACACCAAAGCCUUGCUUUGGGCGCAUUUCUACCAUGGCAAUUCCAAUUAAAGAUAUAGCAUUCAGCCCUUGUCGAGUUCCUAAGACACUGCUGUCUGACAUGUCCCCUAGUGGAUCGGCUAAGAGAGUACAUCAGUUAAACUCUUCUGCCAUGAAGUCCUCCCAGCGAUACUUUUCCAUGUCAAAACAGACAUUCCUCUCAAAAACACCCCGUGCCUUGGCACUUGAGAUGGCAAAUAAGAAACUAGAGGCUAAGCUUUCAGAUACCCAGCCUUCAGGAAGGUCAACGGUGAAGUGGGCUGAUGAGCUAUCCCCUUCUGUGUCCGAGGCUCUCUGUGAAAAUGAGCUCAACAUAAAAGAGUAGCAGUCCGGUUGUUCUUGAUGGUGAAUGUCCAGAAGCAGACAAGAAAAAGGGGGAAGCUGAAGAAUCUGAACUCUUAAAGGGUCCUGAAAAGCUGACAACCAGUGUUCAAAGAGACCUGAGACCACACUGCCUGACAACUCUAAGAAUGCUGAUGUAGCUGCACCUGCUGGGGUGUCACAGGACUUACCAGUACAUACAAACGCGCACCUUCCUGCACCGUCAUCGCUCACUAAUACCGCUGACCCUCCUGUGCAGUAUCCCAGUAUUCUGUCUGGUAUGAAGACCUCUCUGCCACUCUCCUUUCUCUCCCAUCCAGCUGUACAAGCUCUGCAGUCUCGCACUUUGGGUCCUUACUCUUUGCCUGAAAUUGCACGAUUAAGAAUACAAGCUGCUGUGUCAGCAAAACAAAGGUUUUGGGAGACCUGUCUUGAUGAGGAAUGUGCUUUCUAUACAUCUCGAGAGACUGGCAGCUCUUAUAGGGACUGCAUUGAUCCUGUAUCCAGUUUCCUGGAGAGACAGGAAAAUCUGCACUUUACCCCUAUUCCUGGAGAACCCUGAUGGCUUGAAGUGAUCUUUUUAUCGGAGGUUUUUGUAUGUUUGCAUCCUGUUUGCCUGUACAUCGCUUCUCCACAGAGCAAGCAAUGGCGUCCCCUGCGGUCAUGUGCCAUAUUCAAACAUGC
Molecule: messenger RNA, 2445 nt
Organism: Bufo bufo (common toad)
Lineage: Eukaryota; Metazoa; Chordata; Amphibia; Anura; Bufonidae
Exons: 17
Coding region: 194-1765 (523 amino acids)
Source: RefSeq, a predicted model, not a curated record